Spinacia oleracea (spinach) is the source of this 1120-nucleotide messenger RNA. RefSeq lists its product as uncharacterized. The record is from RefSeq and is a predicted model, not a curated record. Bases 413 to 1105 code for a protein of 230 amino acids. NCBI's taxonomy places the organism in Eukaryota, Viridiplantae, Streptophyta, Magnoliopsida, Caryophyllales, Amaranthaceae. The transcript has 4 exons.
AUCUAACCGCUGAAAACAAAUCAAUCGCGGUUUACUAAUGGCAUUUUCGUAAAUAUGAAAAAAAUCAAAUGAGCAAACUUCUUUCCUCAUUUUCGCGUUUUACUUUUCUCUCUCCUCAUUUCCAGAACUCACGUUUUCUCUCUUCAUUUUCUCUCUCCUCCAUUUUCACUCGCCACCGUGUUCUCCUUCGUCACUUGCUACAACCGUCGCGCCGCCACCAUCUCCAAAUUUGUGACAUUAUCAACGCGUUGUCUUCUCUUCUUCAAAUUUGUAGUAAUUGAGGAAAUUGCGAACAAUUUUUGGCGAAAUUCACUGCUCCGACAACUCUUCGCCGACGGUCACCACUCCGGCGACUUUUAACUCAUCGCCGAUCGUCUCAAUAUCUUCGUCCUCUUCUUUAUAUACAUGUAAAAUGGCUGAUAACACUUCAACACCGAAGUUGCCUAAAGAUGAAAAUGUCACUGCUUCAAAAGCUGCUAAACCGAGCUUGCGAACAGUAUCGUUCAAACAUAUUGCAAGGAAACCUACAAUACCUAUAAAGAAAGAACUACCCAAGUUGUUGACAAGGAUGUCCCCGAAUAGUAUUGCUCAACUGAACAAGACGAUUUCUGCUUCUCAACGAAGUGCAAUCGAGAAUGUAGGCUUUGGGGACCUUUUAUCUUUGAAAAUCUCCAAACUGCCACUACAUCUAGGUUUGUUUCUUGUGGAGAGUUUUGAUGCUAAUACGUGUUGUUUAAGAAUUCACGGAAAUGAAUUCUUCAUCACUGAGAAGGACGUGCACGAGGUGUUGGGGCUUCCUCUAGGUGUUGAAGAGAUCAACUUGGAUAAUGAUUGUAAGGACGUAGAAAUCUUGGAUUGUUGGAAGAAACAAUUCAAGAAGUUCAUGAAGGAGAAAGCAGCGAAAAAAGCAAAAAAAGUUAAGGCAGUUAAAGGUGAAAAUGUGAAGGUGAAGGAGACUUUCACUCAACUGAUUCCUGUUGGGGUUCUUACUGAUCAUUUGAAGUCAAGUAAAGCAUCUUCGGAUAUGUGGUUGAGGAAUUACGUAGUUCUUGUUACUUCGACUCUUAUUCAUGGAGGACAGAACCAAUUUAUUUUACUCAUUUAGACAAAUGAGUAAAUG